This is a messenger RNA of Cotesia glomerata, 1911 nucleotides long. Its product is annotated as odorant receptor 33a-like. The record is from RefSeq and is a predicted model, not a curated record. Gene Ontology annotation, molecular function: olfactory receptor activity; odorant binding. Lineage: Eukaryota; Metazoa; Arthropoda; Insecta; Hymenoptera; Braconidae. Gene Ontology annotation, biological process: detection of chemical stimulus involved in sensory perception of smell; sensory perception of smell. The coding region runs from base 547 to 1725 and encodes 392 amino acids. Gene Ontology annotation, cellular component: plasma membrane. The transcript has 5 exons.
UCUUAAAGAUAUAAUUGUAUAAUUCUAUAACAUUAUCUUAUUUUGAAGAUAAAACAUUAUGCAAUGGUAAUAUCAAACAUAGAUGAUUGAAAACUUAUCCGAAAACGAAUAAAAUUUUGUCGAAUUUCUUCCUCACAAUAUAGCGGAGUAUUAAAGUUUGUCUCAAAAGUUAUAACAGAGCGCAUGUCAACGUAACUCUACCGUACGUAAUGAAUAAUAAAACACUAUCUCAAUUACGAGUUAUUUUACAAAUUAUCCUAAUUUGAUUAUAGUAUUCGUUUUUAAUGGCUUUUGGUUCGAACUUUGAAGCUCUAGGUACAGUUGAUUAUAAAAUUGCAUAAUUGUCUCUUUGUUGUAGCAAAUUAAUGUCCAGUCUUAGACAUUCAGGUACCUAGACUGGAAUAGGGAAGUGGAGAAAACAACCACCAUACCUUUAAUAUUUAUUCGCGACAUAUGUUUGUGUCAAUUGACUGAUAAUCUUGAAAAUUUGUAACCGUAUUAUUAUUCAUUGUAUUUCAACCCUGAACAAUAAAUAAUAAAAUAAAAAUGAACCUCAUUACAAACAGUUGGAAAGUUUUCACCUGGCUAGGACUUUUCAGACCGAUUAAAUGGACAGGAUUGAAAGCACGAAUUUACGAUUUUUUCACAGUGAUUGUUUUAUUUUGCAACUACACAUUUUUUGCAUGCGGCGUUAUGGACAUCGAUUUUACUAAUCUUGACUUUUAUGCCGACAUCGAGCUUAUCACAUUGAUGCUGCAAUUCGUCGAAAAUACACCAAAGAUUCUGUGUAUGCUACUGAAUCGUAAUGAUCUUAUAGAAAUAGAAUACAAACUUAAAAAUGAUCAUUUCGAGCUGAAAGAUGAUGAAGAAAAAGAAAUUCAAAAAAAAUUCGAUAAAUUUAGCAGGUCUGUUCUCCUUAGUUACGCGACAUUGCAAGUAUCAGCACUUAUAUAUUACACGAUAGGACGUAUCCUAGCCAUGGAAUCACCAAUUAUAUUACCUUAUAGGAGUAAUAUACCAUUCAAUUACUCCACAAGCAAUGAAAUAUAUAUGUUAACUUCCAUUGAUCAACUCUUCUCUGUAUCAAGUCUCAUUGCUAUAAAUGGCGCAUUUAAUUUAGUCUUUACUUCGACAAUGCAUCAAAUUUGUACUAAGGUUCGAAUACUUAAAUAUCGUUUCAACGUUAUCAUCGAGCAGUUGGAAGAUAAUCCUAAAAUAAAUUAUAGUGUCGAAUACGAUACGAAGAAAAAAAUUUUUAUGACUGAAAGGAAUCAAGAUGAACUUAUCGCUAACUGGGUAGAAUGUCAUAAUGAACUUUUAAGUUUGUAUGACUUCACAAAAUCCGUUUUUGCAAAAGCUGUUUUCAUUCAUUAUGUCAUAAAUUCGAUAGUAAUAUGUACGCUUGCGUAUAUACUGAGCCACUGCGAAAUAGAUAACAUUUUUUUCGGUAACGUGUCUUACUUUUGCGUUAAAUGCACACAACAAUUUUUGCAAUGUUCUUCUGCUCAUCAAAUUACUUUGGAGUUUGAAGAUCUCCGUGACAUGAUUUUUACUACCAAUUGGUUUGCUACGAAAAUAUCAAUACAAAAAUCGAUAAUUAUAAUAAUGUCAAAAUCAAUAAUACCAGUUGAAUUUAUCAGCGGAUAUUUCGUAACAUUAUCACUAGAUUCUUUCAAAAGAAUUCUAAAAUUGUCAUACACCAUUUAUAAUGUCCUUGAAGGAUAAUCUGUUCGUCAGAAAAAAAGGAAAUUUGGAUUCAUAAUUAGUGAAGCAUGAUGCUGUAGAUAUUCAUGUAAUUUCAUAGAAUUAGCAAAAUGUGUUAUUCAUAAUUCGUAGAGUAUGAUUAAAAUUUUCUAAAAAAUAAUUAAAUUCACAAUGUAGUUAAUCACUUCAAGUUUAUCAUUAAUUGUA